AUGGUGACACCCCCAUCGGACCACGUGACCAAGGGUUUAGAAGGGAUGGCGCUGGAGGAUGAGCUGCAGCGGGCAGGUGCAGCUCUCUGGUCCUGGCUCAGCAUCACCUCAGGUCAGCGCCAGGACCUGGAGCAGCUCCGGGGGCAGCGGCAGCGGCUGCAGCGGCUCCUGCGGGCACGGGAGAGGGAGCUGGAGGAAACCCAACGGGAGAUCGAGGAGGUUCUGGAGCAGGAGGCGGCUGCAGAGAACAACAGGUCUCAGGCUCAGUCUCUCCAGUCCCGGCUCCAGAUCCGGCUCCAUCAGCUCCAGGCUCAGGCUCAGGCUGAGGCUCAGGACAGGGGCAGGAGGCGGCAGCAGCAACGGGACCUGAGCCGCUUCCUGCGGGCCAAGGAGCGGAGCCGGAGACCCCCUGCACGACCCUGGGUCCCCCCUGAAGCCCCCCCCGAUGUGCUGGAGCCCCCCGAGGAGGAGCUGGAGGAGGAAGAGGAGGGGGGGGCCGAGACCUUCUCCCUGUUCCUGUUGGUGACUGAGCAGCAUCAGCAGCUCCAGCGGCUGCAGCAGCGUCUCCUGCAGCUCCAGGCCGCAGUGGCCGCAGCAGAAGCAGCCCCCGGGGGGGGUCUCUCCCCACCCCCCCCCGCACUGGAGGUGCUGGAACAGGAGCAACUGGAGCUGCAGGAUCAGGCCCAGGGUGUGCGGGAGCAGCUGCGGGAGCUCAGCAGGGGCCUUGGGGAGCUGCUGUCCCUGGUGACCCUUGACCCCGCCUGUGACCCCGGCUUUGACCCCGACCUUGACCCCGCCCCCCUGCAGGCCCAGCUCCGGCGCCUGGAGGAGGGGGUCACGAGACUGAUGCUGGAGAGGGGGGGGCCCCCCACACAGCCAAUGGCGCUGCCGGAGGGGGAGCGCGCGGCACGGCCGCUGUUCUGCCGGCGGGGGGCGCUGCGGCACAAGGUGGUGCACGAGGUCAAGAGCCACAGGUUCACGGCCAGGUUCUUCAAACAGCCAACGUUCUGCAGCCAUUGUACCGACUUCAUAUGGGGCAUCGGGAAGCAGGGACUGCAGUGCAUGGUGUGCAGCUUCGUGGUACACAAGCGCUGCCAUGAGUUCGUCACCUUCGAGUGCCCUGGGGCCGGGAAGGGGCCACAGACGGACGACCCCCGGAACAAGCAUCGCUUCCGGCUGCACAGCUACAGCAGCCCCACAUUCUGUGACCACUGCGGCUCCCUGCUCUAUGGGCUGGUGCACCAGGGCAUGAAGUGCUCCUGCUGCGAGAUGAACGUGCACAAGCGCUGCGUGCAGAGCGUCCCCAGCCUGUGUGGUGUGGAUCACACCGAGCGCCGCGGCCGCCUCCAGAUCCGUAUCCAGGCACUGCCGGGGGAGCAGCUGCACGUCACCGUGGGGGAGGCGCGGAACCUGAUCCCCAUGGAUCCCAAUGGGCUCUCGGAUCCAUACGUGAAGCUGAAGCUGAUCCCAGACCCCAAGAACCUCUCCAAGCAGAAGACCAGGACAGUGAAGGCCACACUCAACCCAGUCUGGAACGAGGCCUUCCUCUUCACCCUGCGCCCCGGUGACGCCGAGCGCCGCCUCUCGGUGGAGGUGUGGGACUGGGACCGCACCUCCCGCAAUGACUUCAUGGGCGCCAUGAGCUUCGGGGUGGCCGAGCUGCUCAAGAGCCACGUGGACGGGUGGUUCAAGCUGCUGAACCAGGAGGAGGGUGAAUACUACAACGUCCCCGUGGCCGACACCGAUGACUGCGGCCUCCGGCCCAAGUUUGAGGCCUGUAACUACCCAUUGGAACUCUACGAGAAGGUGCGUCGGGGGCCGGGGCCGUCUCCGUCGCCCUCCCCCUCCCCCAGCCCCACGGAUCCCAAACGAGGCUUCUUCAGCUCCGGCCGCUCCAGGCUUGGGGACUUCACCUUCCUGAUGGUGCUGGGCAAGGGCAGCUUCGGAAAGGUGAUGCUGGCCGAGCGCCGCGGCACCAACGAGCUCUUUGCCAUCAAGAUCCUCAAGAAGGACGUUGUGGUGCAGGAUGAUGAUGCCGCCUGCACCAUGGUGGAGAGGAGGGUGCUGGCGCUGGGGCCCAGGCCUCACUUCCUAACGCACCUGCACUCCACCUUCCAGACCGCCGACCGCCUCUAUUUCGUCAUGGAAUACGUCACAGGAGGAGACCUCAUGUAUCACAUCCAGCAGGUCGGCAAGUUCAAAGAGCCCCAUGCCACGUUCUACGCAGCCGAGAUCGCCAUUGGCCUCUUCUUCCUGCACAACCAAGGCAUCAUCUACAGGGACCUGAAGCUGGAUAACGUGAUGCUGGACGCGCAGGGUCACGUGAAGAUCACAGACUUCGGCAUGUGCAAGGAGCACAUGUUCCCUGGAGCCACCACCGGCACCUUCUGCGGCACCCCCGACUACAUCGCACCCGAGAUCAUUGCCUACCAGCCCUAUGGCAAGUCCGUGGACUGGUGGUCCUUUGGGGUGCUGCUCUACGAGAUGCUGGCAGGGCAGCCCCCCUUCGAUGGGGAGGAUGAGGACGAGCUCUUCCAGUCCAUCAUGGAGCAGACAGUGACCUACCCCAAGUCCCUGUCCCGCGAGGCCGUGGCCAUCUGCAAGGGGUUCCUGACCAAGCACCCCGGGAAGCGGUUGGGGGCGGGGCCGGGGGGGGAGCAGGACAUCCGCUCCCAUCCCUUCUUCCGGCGCACGGACUGGGAGCGACUGGAGCGACUGGAGCUGCCCCCCCCCUUCACCCCACAGCCGUGCGGCCGCAAUGGGGAGAACUUUGACAAGUUCUUCACUCGCGCCCCCCCCGCGCUCACCCCCCCGGACCAGCUGGUCCUGGCCGGGCUGGACCAAGGCGACUUCGAGGGGUUCACCUACACCAACCCCGACUUCGUGCACCCCGACCUGCGCCUGCCGGCCCCCCCCGGCUCCCUGGUCUGA
Molecule: messenger RNA, 2931 nt
Organism: Melopsittacus undulatus (budgerigar)
Lineage: Eukaryota; Metazoa; Chordata; Aves; Psittaciformes; Psittaculidae
Product: protein kinase C gamma type-like
Exons: 27
Coding region: 1-2931 (976 amino acids)
Biological process (GO): intracellular signal transduction; peptidyl-serine phosphorylation
Molecular function (GO): ATP binding; protein serine/threonine kinase activity
Source: RefSeq, a predicted model, not a curated record